This is a messenger RNA of Brettanomyces nanus, 1125 nucleotides long. RefSeq names its product Delta(24)-sterol C-methyltransferase (gene ERG6). The record is from RefSeq and is a predicted model, not a curated record. Gene Ontology annotation, biological process: ergosterol biosynthetic process. Gene Ontology annotation, cellular component: endoplasmic reticulum. Lineage: Eukaryota; Fungi; Ascomycota; Pichiomycetes; Pichiales; Pichiaceae. Gene Ontology annotation, molecular function: sterol 24-C-methyltransferase activity. Bases 1 to 1125 code for a protein of 374 amino acids. The transcript has a single exon.
AUGUCUUCAGUUAAAUUGGCUCCAAAGGAAUUCAAAAAGGACAAGGACUUUGCACAUGCUCUCCAUGGUAAAACUGCUACCGAGAGUACCGGUCUUGGAGCGUUGGCUCACAAGAAUAAAGAGGCUGAACAGGCCGCUUUGGAUGGCUAUUUCAAGCAUUGGGACGGAAAGACUGAUAAGGAUUCCGAGCAAUCUCGUUUGGAUGAUUAUUCCAGUUUGACCAAGCAGUAUUAUAACUUGGUGACAGACUUUUACGAGUAUGGAUGGGGGUCAUCGUUUCAUUUCUCCACCUUCUACAAAGGAGAACCUUUCCAUCAAGCCAUCGCUAGACACGAGCACUAUCUAGCUUUGAAGAUGGGCCUUAAAGAGGGGAUGAAGGUUUUGGACGUUGGCUGUGGUGUUGGAGGUCCUGCCAGAGAGAUCUGCAGAUUCACUGGGGCCAGUAUCGUUGGUUUGAACAAUAACGAUUACCAAGUUGAAAGAGGACAGCACUAUGCUCACGUUGCAGGUCUUGACGACAAGUUGAAGUUUGUCAAGGGUGAUUUCAUGCAAAUGGAUUUUGAGCCGGAGAGUUUCGACGCUGUUUAUUCUAUCGAGGCCACUGUUCAUGCCCCAGCAUUUGAAGGUGUGUAUGGAGAAAUUUACAAGGUGUUGAAACCUGGAGGAGUAUUUGCCGUCUAUGAGUGGGUUAUGACCGACAAGUAUGAUGAAAAGAAUCCUGAGCACCGGAAAAUUGCUUACGGUAUUGAGAUUGGUGAUGGUAUACCAAAGAUGUACAAGAGGGAAGUCGCCGAAAAGGCCCUCAAGACGGUUGGAUUUGAAAUCACCUAUCAACAUGAUCUUGCUGACGACUACCAUGAGGUUCCUUGGUAUUAUCCAUUGAGCGGAGACUGGAAGUACAUCAAAUCUUUACGUGAUGCCAUUACCUUCUUCAGAACUUCAUACCUUGGAAGAAAGCUUACCACUACCUUUGUUAACACCCUGGAAGCUGUGGGUAUUGCACCAAAAGGAUCUAGCAAAGUUACUGAUGCUUUAGAAGAAGCUGCAGUUUAUUUGGUAGAAGGUGGUAAACAGAAGUUGUUCACACCAAUGAUGUUGUUUGUUUGCAAGAAGCCAGAGAAUUGA